Molecule: messenger RNA, 986 nt
Organism: Daldinia loculata
Lineage: Eukaryota; Fungi; Ascomycota; Sordariomycetes; Xylariales; Hypoxylaceae
Exons: 1
Coding region: 157-843 (228 amino acids)
Biological process (GO): oxidative demethylation
Molecular function (GO): demethylase activity; oxidoreductase activity
Source: RefSeq, a predicted model, not a curated record
CUUCGGCAAUUUACCUGGUUGUCUCGAUCGCGCGAUCCACAUAUAGAAACACACAUAAAAACCCUCGGAACACUUCGAUUAACAUGCCUCAUGAAUAGCAAUAAGAGAGUACCGCACUUCAAAAACUAAGAAUCGCAUGGUUCAGCUUUGAGAAAGAUGCUGGAACUCCCGAUUGAGCCCUCGGGCAUCUUCUGGCAAGACAAUUUCAUCACACCAGAGCAUGAGCGGGAACUCAUCAACAUAUUUCGCAACAAACUAGAAUGGCCAGACCGCACAGGCAGAAUAUCACUUCACUUCGGCUAUACAUUCGACUACAAGACUUUUGGUGUGGACCCCGACAUUCCCUUCAAGCCAUUUCCAGACUGGCUCCAGCCACUCAUCCCUACCAGAGAGGGACGACCUCCGGAGCAAGUAUGCUUACAACAUUAUCCGCCCGGAUCUGGGAUUCCGCCCCAUGUAGACACGCACUCUGCGUAUGACCAGCUUUACGCUUUGUCUCUCGGCUCGCCAGUCACUAUGCAGUUCCAAAAGGGCGAGCAGCGAGUCGACGUCGACUUGACUCCGCGUAGUAUGAUGCAGAUGUCGGGAGAUUCCAGACUGCACUGGACGCAUGGGAUCAGAAAGCGAAAGACGGACACGUUACCAGAUGGCACGGUGAGGAAACGCGAGGACCGGUGGAGCAUCACGUAUCGAUGGCUGAGAGAGGGCGGAGAGUGCGACUGUGGGAACGAGCAGCUGUGCGAUGCGGCUCAGAAGAAACUUGGCGUUGAAAAGGGGUAUCGCUGGAAGCAGCAGCAGGAGGAAGCGAACGAUUCUGGCACGCUUCAGGAGCCGGAAGUAUAGUAAAGGGGCGGGGACGAAGACAGCACGAAGUGCCCAGCUUAAUGCAGGUUUAAGGUUGAAGUCACAUCAGAACUUAGGUUUUAUAUACGCCAUCUAUUGAGAAUUUCACUACUUGCCUUCUGUGAAUUCGUUAGUUUGGAAGU